Fusarium venenatum is the source of this 589-nucleotide messenger RNA. The record is from RefSeq and is a predicted model, not a curated record. Lineage: Eukaryota; Fungi; Ascomycota; Sordariomycetes; Hypocreales; Nectriaceae.
CUUCAACACUGAGCCAUCUCAUCACGUCACAGAGCAAUUGGACGCCGAAGACAUUGUCCCAUCGGCCGAGAUGCUCCCCCAACGAAUUGCGCGGGCCUCGGCCCUGCGUAGCGGCAUGGCAGCUGCUCGACUACUUCCUACGAUCCAGCGCCGAACAUUCCUCCCCAACCAGUACACAGAUAAGAAGGUCAUUGACCAGAAGUACCCCGAGGCUCCCAGCAUGACCGAGGCGGAGGACCCCGGAAUGAACGGCGGCUACAUCAACCCACCCCGAAUCAAGCGACAGUUCCGUGACCCUCGCGCCAACUGGUGGGAUCCUCAGGAGCGACGAAACUUUGGUGAACCCAUUCACGAGGAUAACGAUGUUUUGGGAAUCUUUUCUCCCUGGGAGUACACUUGGACCACCGCCGGCCCCGGUGCCAUCAUGGUCGGAACCUUUAUCGCCGUUUUCAUGAGUGUCACUGGAAUUGUUUACCUCAACUACCCCGACCGCCCCGCCUAUCCCCGAGCGUUUGAGGGUGGUCUAGAGCGAGAGCUUGGUGGCCCAGGAGCUACAAGGGCUCGUAUGGAAGGAGAUGAGGACCCUUGA